AAGCCCCGUGAGUCACUGCACAACCCAUCAAUCCAAUUAAAUGUCUUGUGCUAGUCGAGCGGGCGGUGCUGCCGCCUCAGCCGCUCCUCGCCUCCCUCACAUCCAUGGCUGUCCGUCCGUGCUGGUCCCAGUGUCACCUCCUCCCCCUCAGCCAACCUCCACCUCUGCUUGGGGACUGCAAAGGGAUGGGAUAGAGCCAAAGCGACUCCUCCCUGCCUCCCCUCCAGCCCUAGUUGAUUAAAGUCUGGUCCUCCUUUAUCAUUAUUUAUUUACCCCCAUUAUCAUCAUUAUUUUCAUUGACACCCUUCUUGGAGGGGGGGGGGGUUGAUUUCUAUUUCUUCCCACCCUCCUCUUUUAAUUCUUCCAACCUCCCCUUUUACUUUAUUCCCCCCCCCCCCCAAACUAGCAAUCCCCCCCCCCACACACGCUCCCCAUCCCUUCAGAUUUGGAGCUGGACCGUGUGAGUCGAGUUCUUCCGAAAAGGAUAUAUGUUGGGUAAAGGAGGAAAACGGAAGUUUGAUGAGCAUGAAGAUGGGCUGGAAGGCAAAGUGGUGUCUCCCACUGACGGUCCAUCUAAGGUGUCGUACACCUUACAGCGCCAGACUAUCUUCAACAUUUCCCUUAUGAAACUGUAUAACCACAGGCCACUGACAGAGCCGAGCUUGCAAAAGACGGUUUUAAUUAACAACAUGUUGAGGCGAAUCCAAGAGGAGCUCAAACAGGAAGGCAGCUUAAGGCCCGUGUUCAUCACCACUUCCCAGCCUCCCGACACCCUCGGUGACAAUUACCGGGAGGCCCAGCCUGCUUUCAGCCAUCUCGUCUCGCCGGCGGCUCACCCCACCGACUCGGUCAGCACUACACCGUUGGAGUCCUGCCUCACUCCGGCCUCUCUGCUGGAGGAUGACACGUUUUGCACUUCCCAGGCCGUCGAACCCGGCGGCCCCACCAAACUCCCCCCUCCGACUAUCCAACCCGUAAAGGACAGUUUCUCCUCGGCCUUGGACGAAAUUGAGGAGCUCUGUCCACCACCUACCUCCACUGAGGCAGUAGCAGCAGCCGUAGCAGCCACAGACAGCUCUAAAGAGAACUCCAGCGGGUCGAACGCUCAAAAGUCGGAGGGAGUCCAAGAGAGCCGAACAGGUGGUGACCCCAAGCUGAUGGACUCUCUCCCCGGCAACUUCGAGAUAACCACGUCCACGGGUUUUCUCACGGACUUGACCCUGGAUGACAUCCUCUUCGCCGACAUCGACACGUCGAUGUAUGAUUUCGACCCCUGCACCCCCGCUACCGGGGCUGCCUCCAAAAUGGCUCCGGUGUCGGCGGACGACCUCCUCAAGACUUUAGCCCCUUAUAGCAGUCAGCCAGUCACCCCAAAUCAGCCUUUCAAAAUGGACCUGACCGAACUGGAUCAUAUAAUGGAGGUGCUCGUUGGGUCGUAAAGCCGACGGAACCUAGCAACUUUUUUAUGUCCCAGUAUACCCACUCGGAAGUGUUUUUUUCCACCCCCUGCGGAUUCACAGCACUGUGCAUGCGUCCUUGCUUGCCUUUGUCACAGAAAAGGAUCACACUAGUUUUUGCUUCAAGCAGAGUUGGAGUGCCUUCAUCCACGUACGGCCACUUCUGGCGAUUGGAAGUGGUUCCUCAAGGAAGACCUGGAUCUCCUGGGAGAGCAAAGAAAAACGUAUUGAUGAUAUAUUACUAUGUUGUUGACACACAUACACACACACGAAACAAAUAUUGGGAUUGUAAAAGCGAAGCACAAGGAUUAAGUUGGGGAAAGCUGUAAAUUGCAUGUGCAUAUCUGUCUAUUUUUUCUAUAAGUUUUAUUGCAAGAGGUAAAAAAAAAAAAAUUAUUAUUUAGAUAAUCUCAGUACCUUUUUUGGCAUUUUAGCCCUGUAUAGGUUGACUUUAGCAAUUCAGCCGUUCAGAGGCAUUAGCUACUCCUCUAAGUGUUGCAUUUACAUGGCUGUUAGAAACUGCUGCCCAAAUUUAUUUUAUAUUUUUGUACAGAUUCUGCAGUUUAUGAUAUUGUUUUUCUAAAAACAGAUGCUGUUUAUACACACACAAAAAAAAAUAGCUAUUUUGAUAGGAUUUGCUCACAUAGUUCCUGCAUACUUCAGACGUACAAGGUGCGCUUGUACUUUUAUACAGAGUUGUAAUGUUUUAUAUGUGUAUGGUGCAAAGAGAAAAUUGGAUCAAAUUAAUCUGCAGUUGAUCUCCCUGAAUGCAAACACACCCAAAAAGUGCUUUGAAGAAAGGGCCGGGGAAAAUUACACCCAAGUUUCACAAGGACUGACCCCCCCCACCCCCCGGUAUCUCUAAACACCUGUGCACUACUGUGAUUUCUAAACCUAGAGCCAUGUCUACUCACAAAACACGUGUUAAGCGGUUGGCAGGAAACAGCAGUGAAACUUGGGUUUUAGGUGAUGGUUCUUUGUGGCUUUCUCUUUUGAGGCGAAGGCUACCGAAAAAAAACUAGGGCCUCACGCGUGCCCAGCUGUGUUUUCAAUUUUUUUAAAAAUCCCAGAUGCUCCGUUUUUAACCUCCGAUUUCCUUUGUUUCGCAAAAUUCGUUAGCGGGGUUGCCACAAGUUCAGCAUUACGUCCGAACUGGAUUGGGUGGCAGGCGGCCAUUCUACGAAAUUGAACUACCUGUUUCAAUGAUAGAGGUUGUUUUAUUUUUAAAAGGCAGACCCAGUGUUUUCUUAAUGAUCUUUCUGUUCAGUUUUUACGCGCCCUUUCUUGAAGCAUUUUUUCACUCUAUAGGCAAGUGCUGAAAACAGCAUCUUCAGUAUUACUGCAGUGAAGCUCAUCUCUUACCUGCACUGGAUGGACUCUUACUUAAAUAUCCAUUGCCGUUGAAACUGGAGUUAGUCGCGUUACAUCCUUUGGCAUCUCCAAAUCUGGUUGGUCUCUUGUAUCAACUGUGUUAACUAACUGCUUUACACUUUAUAAGCCUGUUUUACAAUGAAUAUACAGACACAGCUUUCUAUGCAUGUUUCCCCCAUAACACCUGAGAAGUCUUUUGUUACUGCACCAAUAGCAUUUUUAUUCGUUGUGGUGUACAUCUGAUUUUUAAAUGUUUGCAAUGUAUCAUGCCUGUCGCCGAAACCGUAAUGGCAUUUUUUUUUUUUUUUUUUUAAUGGUACUUUAGCUGUUGAGUGCAGGUUACAACCUAUAUUGUUGAAAUGCAUAUGGCUUCUUUAGGAAUAACUUUUAUAUUUAUUUAAGAAAGUUUAAAUUAUGUUUUAUGUCAUUUGACGAUAUUCAGUCAAUUCUGCUCACUUCUUGCCAUGGAUAAAAUUGGGUCUUUUCUGCCUAUUGAAAAAGGCACUUUAACCAGGCCAUAGACUAUUUUAUAUAUUUAUAUGAUGCACAUGACAAAGCAAAUAAAUUCGUGAUGAAGGAACUGCUCAUCUAAGCAGAAGGCUCGUGUUCGUGUAAGAUGAUUAAAUCCUUCCAGAUCCUAAUUUACUUUCUACCACCUUUAGUGUGUUUUUUUUUUAAAAAGGAUGAUUGUCAACUCAGUGAAGCAGCAAGAAACUGAUGGAGCUGCUAUUGUUCUCUUGCAAGGGACCUUAACAUUGCUAACUUUUUUUAGAUACUGCGAACAGAUCUGACAUUAACCUUUGGGAGCAUGGGGGACCAUUUUCAGCUGAGAGUUGGCAAGGGAGAGGCGAGAGGGAUUGGCUUUAUUUGGAAUUCAGUGUCAGUAUGAUUAUUAUUCAUUCCGGAGCUUCCAUUCCUGGUAGAAGAACAAUUCUGCCCCAGACUCCAUGAUUUUUACAAACGUAGGUGUCGGAAAACUGCAGCCUCCUGCUCAAAACACACACACACACACGCAUAUCACGCACACUAGUGUUGAUUGUUCAGGAUAACAAUAUGGCAAGCGAUCGAUUUACCAUUGUUACGGCAGAUUUACAGUAACUUAGAAUGACUGCACUUUCGUUGGAUUAGCAAAUUGUGUAUUUAAACAAGUACCAUAUGUUAGGCAGCAGUUCAAAUAAGCGCCAUUUUCAGAGCAGAGGAGCGUUGUCUAAAAGUUAUUCUUUGCAUUUUUUUUUUGCAAGACAGUAAAAAAAAAAAAAUGUAAUCCUCUCAACUCCCUUGCUGUAAAUUCUUGGCCGUUGAAGCCUUGUGAGUAAGAAAGUAAAACGUCAAGGUGAUCCAUUUUAAAAAAGGACAUAACGAGCGUCUCUUUUUUCUUUUUCUUUUUUUAAAAAAAAAAAACGAUGUAGUAAAAUGGAGUAAAUCUUAUUGUGGCUUCAAACACCCUCCCUCACCUUCCCCAAGUCUGCGGAGGGACCUGCUUUGGGAGUUCAGUUCUACAGCAGGAACCAUUUCCGUUCGCGGUGCGGACAUCGAGGAAACGCGGCCGAGUCCGAGUGGCACAUCCACGCUGGGCAGGGAGGGGAGUAGAGUGACACUGAUGUGCAAUGAAGUGACAAGACGAGAGCAGAAUAAAAGAGCUUUGGAGUUGAAGUGAUUUUUUUUUUCAUAAGUUAUUUAUUCCUUUUUUUUCCUUUGUAAAUAUAUUUAUUUUAUUGUGAAGCUAACAACAUCUGGAUUGUAACAUGUACAGAAUGUAUGGUAGGAAUGUAUUCUCUUGUAGGAAUGUAAAUCUGUAUUAAAAGGGGAUCGGAGCCAGACUCAUGGAAAAUGAACUGAGUUCUUUUCAUGGUAUGCACGGUUCACAUUCGUUUUUACUCUCUUUUCUAAUGUGGGUCUGUAUGAAAUAUGCAAAAAAGUAUGGAUGAGGCUGGAGAUGGUUUCCCCCAAACCGUUGUGAAAAAUCAGGGCUCUGAAAGUGACUUUUUUAGGCAAGGUCCUGUAUUAAGGAGAGUGUAACCACAGUCACCGUCUCGGUCGUGGAAAAGAAUCAAAAACAAGCCCAAAGGCUCCACUAUACUUGAGUGUAUUUAUUAUUCUCGUUGGUCCAAGCGUUUAAACACCACAGCCCGGAGUGUCGUCACUGUCCCAAGCUGCGGUGUAGAAAAUGCGAUUAAUCAACAAACCCAUUUCACAGGACGGAGGCGUUUAAAGUUUAAAUUUCAUAAUCGCCGUGGAGCACAAGGGAAGAGGGAAUCAAUGGAGCGAAAACCUUCCUUAAAUGAAUGAUGUGAAGUACAAACUACCUUGUGCGGCAAUUGCGUCUCUUCUGCUGUAUGUUACUAGCCUAAAUUGCUUAAAUCUCGAUGUUGUGGAUCAGACCUUUCCACGUUCUGAAAAAAAUGGAGUUAAAUUAAAGAUGUUCCGGUGAAAAAUGGUUAAUUCCCUGCCACUGUUGCGCAAUUGAUCUUGAAGAGGUUUUCGUAUCCUGUUUCUGUACCAGUUGCUUUCAGUACUUCUGAGAAUUAGACCGAACGUUACUUGAAAAUGAGCAAGUUUUAAUUCAUUUUGGCUGGAAAGAAAGCUAACAAAUUCUGGGAUGCUUUUGGGAAAAAGGGGGGGAAAAAUGGGAAGAGAAACGUAAUCCAUACGUGUAAACAGCAAAAGAUUCUGGAAAAGGUGUAAAUAGUGUGAAAUGUUCAGUGCAUGGUUGUUGAGGAGGGCUUGUUGUUGUCAAAAAGAGGCUGUAAUUUUUCCCCCACAGACCUUAGAGCUGUGCCUUUUCUAUGCAAUAUUACAGACAUAUACAUCUGAAACCAGACUACUGUAUUCACAUGUAGGUAUGGGCUGUAAUCAAAACAAUUGGACAAAUGUACAUGGAAAUGAGCAGUCUUUUGUAGUUUUAUAUUAUACAAUAAACAGUUAAAAGAUUGAAAA
Tachyglossus aculeatus (Australian echidna) is the source of this 5765-nucleotide messenger RNA. It is a transcript of the gene SERTAD2, whose product is annotated as SERTA domain containing 2. Gene Ontology annotation, molecular function: transcription regulator activity. Bases 489 to 1439 code for a protein of 316 amino acids. Gene Ontology annotation, cellular component: nucleus. The transcript has 2 exons. The record is from RefSeq and is a predicted model, not a curated record. Lineage: Eukaryota; Metazoa; Chordata; Mammalia; Monotremata; Tachyglossidae.